Messenger RNA from Cooperia oncophora, 354 nucleotides. The record is from the annotation of a GenBank genome assembly. NCBI's taxonomy places the organism in Eukaryota, Metazoa, Nematoda, Chromadorea, Rhabditida, Trichostrongylidae.
AUGUUUAUCAUCUAUGGCGGUAUCCCCGGCGAAGCGUACGCCCUUCUUUCUGGCACCGAGGAUCGCGAAUCGAUACGAUUUUUCAUCACCUCAUCACUAUCGAUACUGUGUGGUAUUCAUUUAUGCUGCACGACUGCUCUCACAUUCUAUAGUGCUAUCGAAAUUAAGAUCAGACUCUACUCAUAUCAUUAUCAAAUGGUUCUCGGGGUAUUGGUCGCAUUUACGGGUAUUGUUUCAUGGCGUACGAAAUGCCAUGGGUCAGUGUCUCGUGCGAUGAAUGUUGCUGGAGCCGCCUUUGCACUCUUGAUGUUAGCUGCGACAAUUUUCGGCGUCUUCUGCUGGUUCCAUCGGUGA